UCACCAUGGCCGAGCUGCUGCGGAACCUGCGCGACUCCCAGCUCGUGGCGCGCUUCCAGCGCCGCUGCGGGCUCUUCCCGGCGCCCGAGGACGGGCCCCGCGGGAAGGCUGCGGGCCCCGCGGAGGGCGCGGCCGGACAGCACCCCGCCGCGCUCCGCGGCCGGGGCGGCGGGGCCCCGCAGACGGGGACCAGACGCGCUGCGGAUCCAGAAGCUUAUGUACAGAAGUACAUUGUGAAGAAUUAUUUCUACUAUUACCUGUUCCGAUUUUCAGCCACUUUGGGACAAGAAGAGUUCUACAUCACGUUCCUUCCAUUCACUCAGUGGAAUAUUGAUCCUUAUUUAUCCAGAAGACUCGUCAUGAUAUGGGUUCUGGUGAUGUAUGUCGGCCAGGUGGCCAAGAGCAUCCUGAAGUGGCCUCGACCCGCCUCGCCUCCUGUUGUACAACUAGAAAAGAGAAUUGUGGCAGAAUUCGGAAUGCCAUCCACCCAUGCCAUGGCGGCCACCGCCAUCUCCUUCACCUUCCUCAUCACUACCAUGGACAGAUACCAGUACCCUUUCCUUUUGGGACUGAUGACGGCUGUGCUGGUCUCCACCUUGGUGUGUCUCAGCAGAAUCUACACAGGGAUGCACACGGUCCUGGAUGUUUUGGGCGGGGUCUUGAUCACCGCUCUGCUCAUCGUUCUCACCUACCCUGCCUGGACCCUCAUCGACCGCCUGGACUCGGCCAGCCCCCUUUUCCCUGUGUGCGCCAUCAUCGUGCCCUUCUUCCUGUGCUACAAUUACCCAAAGAUGGAUUACUACACCCCUACCAGGGCGGACACCACCACCAUAGUAGCUGCCGGGGCUGGAGUGACUGUGGGCUUCUGGAUCAACCAUUUCUUCCAGCUCAUGUCUCAGCCCGCCAAACCUCUCCCUGUCAUUCAGAACAUCCCACCGCUGACCACUGAGAUGAUCAUUUUGGGUCUGACCAAGUUUACAGUGGGGAUCGUACUGAUCCUCUUGGUUCGUCAAUUUGUACAAAAUCUCUCACUGCAGGUGUUAUACUCGUGGUUCAGGGUGGUCACCAGGAACAAGGAGGCCAGGCGGAGACUGGAGAUUGAAGUACCUUACAAGUUUGUCACCUACACCUCUGUUGGCAUCUGUGCCACAACCUUUGUGCCAAUGCUUCACAGGGUUAUGGGAUUACCCUGAACCUCCAUCCUGCUGGUCCUGAGAGCCAAUAGUAUACUAGGAAGUUGCGGGGCAGAUAAUCUUGACAACUCAUAUUAAAAUCUUAAGUCAUACCCUUGCUUUGCUGAUACAGCUACUGCUGUGAGUCUAACAAUGAUUGGUCUGUAAGAAUUACAGUACAGUGGAUCUGGGAUGAAACCUUGAGAAAGUUCUUUGAGAACAUGCUUGUCUUCUCUGUUACAUGGACUUAGAGGAUCUCGUUCUGGGUGGCAGGAACUGUGGCUUGGCUUAAGGAAGAUCGCAGCCUUGCUGGGCUCUGGGAGUCAACAGACCUGGGGUAAUGUGAAGGCAGAGCAUUGUUUCAAUUCAUGCUAGAACAAAGUCUCAUUUCCAGUAUGGGAGAAAGGACAGUGCUUCAUGUAAAACUUCCUUCCUUCUGCAGAUGGACUUCCUGGGCCCAUGUGGGAGUGAGACCACCUGGUCUCAUACAGGAGGUGAGGCAGUGGGACAGGGCCUGUUGUAGGGAAGAGCCAUGGUGUCCUUCAGGGCCCACAGUUACAGGAGCUGGGAGGCCAUGCUUGAGCCUUCUGCAGGUCCCACGGAACGAUGGGUGAAGGCCAUCUCACAGGUAGAUACCCAGGUGGGAGGGGCCGAUGCUCCUGCCCCUCCUCUCUCAAUCUUCACAGCCUUCCACCAUUUGGGCUUUUGCACAAACCUAGAAGGCCCUGGCUCCUGUCCACAAGCAGAAGAACUUUAUCCUUUGGGGAACCUGACCAAGCGGGGCCUAGGCCUCCCUAACAUUGCCUGAUCCUGACAAAAACUCCUGGCACCACGCUUUCUUUUCUCCGUUACUUUCUGGAAUUCUAUUACUCAUCUACUAGUUAGCACCUGGGGCUUCCUUUCAGUCUUCCACCUCUGAUCUCGGGGCAAAUUUUACCUCUCUUGGGAAAACAAACCAA
This is a messenger RNA of Dipodomys spectabilis (banner-tailed kangaroo rat), 2131 nucleotides long. It is a transcript of the gene Sgpp2, whose product is annotated as sphingosine-1-phosphate phosphatase 2. Gene Ontology annotation, cellular component: endoplasmic reticulum membrane. Bases 6 to 1193 code for a protein of 395 amino acids. Gene Ontology annotation, molecular function: sphingosine-1-phosphate phosphatase activity. Gene Ontology annotation, biological process: sphingosine metabolic process; phospholipid dephosphorylation. Lineage: Eukaryota; Metazoa; Chordata; Mammalia; Rodentia; Heteromyidae. The transcript has 7 exons. The record is from RefSeq and is a predicted model, not a curated record.